Molecule: messenger RNA, 1120 nt
Organism: Drosophila takahashii
Lineage: Eukaryota; Metazoa; Arthropoda; Insecta; Diptera; Drosophilidae
Source: RefSeq, a predicted model, not a curated record
AACACACACGAAACGUUAGCCCAACAAUUCGGUCACUGCACUCCUAAAUCUAAAAUCAAAUACCACACAGAUCUGACCUAACCAACACAGAACCGCGGAGUUAUAUAUCUUGUAUAUAGGGUUAUAACCCAUACUACAUAUUUCUAAAACCAAAAUUUUCCACGGAACUCGGGCAAAGAUGAGCUCCGAACCGAAUGAUGGGGUGCAAGUUGAGGAGGAGGCAGUGAAAGGCGCGAAUGCCAAUAGGUUGGCUUUGGAUCAGGCUCUAAACAAUGUGGUUUAUCUGGCGCGCCGUCUGAAUUUCACCAGCAUGGAGGGCUAUGGAUCCUUGGAAAAAUCCCUGGAGAUGGCGGUACCAAAAUGUCUCAAGAAUUCGCUGAUUGAUGAAACUCCCUCGUCGUCGUCGAAGACUGCUUGUGGAAAAGUUGCUUCGAAACGUAAGCAGAAUGCAAACACCGUUAGAUCCUCGGGUUCCAAGGGUACGAAACAACCCGUAAAGACGACUCCUCGUGGCGUCCAGUGUCUGACGGCCCAUCUGCCGGUGCCACCGCCACCACCGCCGCCCUCGCCACGAUGCCCACAGGCCCGGGAACUUUGUUUGGCCCUGGAGAAGUCCGACGAUCUGAUGAUCCAGUUCGGCAAGACGGACGAAAUGUUGGAUCAACUGCUGUACGAUGCCAGGGCCAUCGAACGCCAGGUGGCCAUCCAGUGUCAGAUGCAAAGGGACGCCGAGCUGAUCCGCAGCCUGGAGGUGGAGUACAGUGGGCGCUCGAUGAGAUACCUCAUAGAGGCCAUUCAGGCGGAUUCCGAGAGCCAACAUGUCCAGGAGCUACGCCAGCGAUGUCUUCGCACCCUGAAACGCUACGAGGAGCGGCAGAUGGAGAUGGAUUUGGAAGAGGGGGUUCAAGAUCAGGAUCAGGAUCAGAAACAAUAUGAAGACGAGGGCAACGGCAAGGGCACUCAAACCGAUCUUUAUGAAUAUCAAAAUGAGAUGGUAUCGAAUAUGGUGGAGCUAGACCGUCCCAUGGAUAUGCAGGCAUCCGGAGCAGGCGAUGGUCCCCAGGGUCAGAAGAUAACCCAGAAGAAGGUCCUUGAUGAAGCCAACCUCCCAAUUGACUAG